This is a messenger RNA of Colletotrichum phormii, 489 nucleotides long. RefSeq lists its product as uncharacterized. The transcript is spliced from 2 exons. Lineage: Eukaryota; Fungi; Ascomycota; Sordariomycetes; Glomerellales; Glomerellaceae. The record is from RefSeq and is a predicted model, not a curated record. The coding region runs from base 1 to 489 and encodes 162 amino acids.
AUGACCUCGCCUGCGUCAUCUUGCCCAGAUAUCUGGAAGAGGAAGAGUCACGAGAUAUAUCACCAUGCUCUCGAGUCCUUUCCAAACGACAAAUCUCUUUCUGAUUUUCUCUUAUACAAGGGCAAUCGCGACCAUUUGAACGCCAUAUCUCACUGGACGAGCGCGUCGGAGGAAAAGGUGCUGGGCGAGCGAGACAUUGACGCUUGGCUCGACCAACAAGAGGAUAAAUCGACCACCGCCACCAUUCUUGAUACUGUCGACGGUUUUGAUUUCGGGUCCGUCUCUGAGUACAAUACCUCGACGCAACCCAGCAGCCCUGGUACGAGUAGCCAAGCAUCGCCUAGCAAAAGGCCACGACGAGAUGAGCCGCGGCAGCAAGGGGAUGUGCCGCAUACCCUUCGCGAGGUGGGGGCAUUCGCAGACAGUUCAGUCUUCUCCGGAGAAGAAGAAGAAGAAGAAGAAGAAGCGGACGGCGAAAUCGAGACAUAG